AUGCCACCGUCAACAAAAUCACCGUCAACGCCACCCUGUGCCGCGCGACCACCACGAUCAUUGCAUCCGCCUUCGACAUUGGCCGCGAAGUCCUCGCCGUCCUCGGUGCUGGGCACUUCCAAGAACCUACUCGAGCGCAUGCGCUACUCUCGCUUUAAGCAGCAGAUGGAGGGUGUCGCACCUGCCCCACCCACGGCCAGAGCCGCCAAAGAAGAGCAUCAAGGGACAGUCUUCAAGGCGGAGAAAGAGGAAAAUAUGGAUGCGAUGUCAGGCGUUGAGCAGACUGUCAAGGAGGAGCAUUUUGUCAAGCCGGAGCCGGAGAUCAAGGCGGAGUGUUGA
Messenger RNA from Letharia columbiana, 339 nucleotides. RefSeq lists its product as uncharacterized. The record is from RefSeq and is a predicted model, not a curated record. NCBI's taxonomy places the organism in Eukaryota, Fungi, Ascomycota, Lecanoromycetes, Lecanorales, Parmeliaceae. The transcript has 2 exons. Bases 1 to 339 code for a protein of 112 amino acids.